UCCCUGCUGGCUAGUGAUUCCAGGGGAGUUUUCGUGUUCUGGUGGCUUCCAUGUGCAGAUAUGUGGCAUGUGUCUGUGCUGUCAGGCUCUUACCAUCAGACCUAGGCAUUUGAAACUCGUGACUGCCUCUUUCUUGAUGUCAGUGCUCUCUUUGUCCCUGACUUCCCACCCAGAGGCUUCUGUCAUGCUUUGGGGGCAUUCCAGGUCUGUCUGUCUGGGUUAGAUAUUCAGCCUGUGCAUCUGCUCUGCAUUUCUGUGCAAUAAAAGGAGCCAGCUUCCAGCUAUGUAGAGAGACAGGAAAGAGGAAGAGAGAGCAACAGAGAAGGAACCAAGUGGAAAGGCUUAGAGCCUGUAGUGUCACUAUGACUCACAGGCUCCCCACAACAUCCUAAAACUAGACUGACCCCAGAAAGAGGCUGAGCACACUCCUCGGAGACUGCUGUGGCUCAGGGAAGGCAGAGCUCAACCUGGACAGCAAAUAUGGUGCACCUGCAAUCCUCACAGUGGUCUAAAGCUCUCUGCAUGUCACUGCUGCUUACUUGCACCUGGCUCUGCUGGGCUGAACAAUGUGCCACAGAGAAAAGAGUAACAAAAGGCAGAGCCCUGACCCGUAUCUCCAAUUGCAAGGAAACAGGUAGGAAUUUCACAUGCCGCUGUGCCUCCCCAGAGGACCAUCUCAGUGGUACAGUGACCACGUGCCUCCUCCCCAUCCUCUACACUCUGGUACUUCUAGUUGGGCUGCCAGCCAAUGCCAUGGCCUUUUGGGUCCUGGCCACCAAGACCAAGAAGUGUGCCUCCACCCUUUUCCUGCUGAACCUGGCAGGUGCUGACCUGCUUUUUGUCCUCCUACUGCCCUUCAAGAUCUCAUACCACCUGCUGGGCAACAAUUGGCUCUUCGGGGAAUAUGCAUGCCGGGCCCUUGUCACCCUCUUCUAUGGAAACAUGUACAGCUCUAUCCUCUUCCUCACCUGCAUCAGCCUGGAUCGGUAUGUCUCACUGGUGCACCCCUUCAUCUGGAGAGGCUCUGAACGAGUAUGUGGCACAGUAGGCAUCUGUAUCGGGGUGUGGCUGGCCAUAGGGCUGGGUAUGAGUCCACUGCUGCUUAUCCGCCAUUCACAGCAUGUCCCGCAGCUGAACAUCACCACCUGCCAUGACUUCUUGGAGAAGUCCACAGAAACCCAGUACCUGGCCUACUACUUUCCUACGCUGGUAGUUCUGGGGUUUGCACUCCCCUUUGUGAUUAUUGUCUUCUCCUAUGGCUGUGUGCUGGCACACCUGCUUGCCACGAGGGGACGUUAUGGUCAUGUGGUGCGAGUUCUGGUUCUCCUGCUACUGGUUUUUGCCCUGUGCUUCACCCCCAGCAAUGUGCUGCUCUUUUCCCACUACCUACAGGGCAUAUCCUUGUCCCGCAACAGCACCUACAUCCAUUAUGUUUUAGCAUUGGCUCUCAGUGCCUUCAACAACUGCUUUGACCCCUUCAUCUACUUCUACAUCUCCCGGGAUUUCCGGACCCAACUCAGGUACAUGGUUUGUUGCCACUGGAGACAGCAAGACAAGGCUUUGGCCAGGGCCUGUGAGAACCUAGUGCUGCCUCUGAGGUCCAGUGAACAGAACCAGCCCUAGGCUGGGGCAGAGGUGGUCCCCUAGAGCCAUCAUAGUUGGUCUUGCUUUGUUCUUCCUUUACCUUUUUGUGUGGAGGACUCAAACAAAUUAGCCCCAGUGGUCAGUCAUGCUUCGUGCAAGGGGUGGGCAGCAUGCAACAAGAGAUGCGGCACAGGAGCCUGUAAGCAGUAACCCCAGUGUGACUCUGAAUCCUCCCUGGCUUUGCCUAUAUAAUCAGUUGCCCCAUCUGGCACACAAUGACUGGACUCCAUGCUGCUUGGGCACAAGUUCCAUGUCACUGCCAGACCACAGACUCUAUGCAGCUGGAUUCUGCCCUUGCCUUACAGUCUCUGUGGUCAGAGCUGGUGUUGCUUCCUGCAUGUUCAGACAUGGAUGUUUGCAGAGUUACUUGGGAACACA
Molecule: messenger RNA, 2022 nt
Organism: Gavialis gangeticus (Gharial)
Lineage: Eukaryota; Metazoa; Chordata; Crocodylia; Gavialidae
Product: proteinase-activated receptor 3-like
Exons: 2
Coding region: 481-1623 (380 amino acids)
Biological process (GO): positive regulation of Rho protein signal transduction; phospholipase C-activating G protein-coupled receptor signaling pathway; blood coagulation
Cellular component (GO): membrane
Molecular function (GO): thrombin-activated receptor activity
Source: RefSeq, a predicted model, not a curated record